AUGAUGUUCAAACGCUGCUCUCUGCUGCUGCUGGUCCUGCUCUUGGACGUCCAGCUGUACUCGGCAGCACCGAUACAAGAUCAGACUUCAGAGGACAAUGCAGACCCAGAUGAACCUCCUCCCAGUACACCAGAAGAAGAAAUAUCUGUUAUCCUCAUCCCAGCAGAACCUGAAACAGAAGAUCAGACAGAACCUGCAGAAGAGGAAACAGCACCAGAAGAGGAUCCUGCUGUUAUUGUUCCUGUAGACUCUGCUGAAGAGGAACAAGAGACAGCUGAAGAAGAGGAACCUCCAGAGGAAGAAGAAGAAGCAUUGCUCCCCAUAGAACUGGAAGAAAACGUUGAGGAAGACCUCGCCACUGAUGAAGAACAUGAAGAAGAAUCUGUUGUCGUCUUUCCUGCAGAGCGUGAGACUGAAGAGGAAGGUGAAGCUGCUGCAGAGGAGACGACACCAGAAGAGUCACCUGGAGAUGAUCUGGUUGUCCUUGUUCCUUUGAAUCCAGGUGAGGAAGAUCUGGAACAGGAGCUUCUAGAAGAAUCGGUCCUCGUAGAUUCUCCAGAAGAACCAGAAGAAGAAGCAGCUGCUCCUGAAACUGACAGCGUUGCUCAGGAGGUUCCUGUGCCAGUAGCUGUGGAGGAAGACACCGAAGAAGAUCCUGCAACUAAUGAAGAAACUCUCCCAAGUUCUCCAGAAGAAGACGAAUCUCUUGUCCUCGUUCCAGUAGAGCCUGAGACAGAAGGUGAGGAGCAGGUAGAACCAGUCCCAGAAGAACCUGCUGUCAUAGUUGUUGUUGUUGAACCAACUGACGAGGAACCAGCUCCAGAGGAUGCAGUCCUCAUAACUCCCCUCGAAGAUCCAGGAGAGGACGGUCCAGAGGAACACACAGCAGAAGAGGAAGAAGUCGUUCCAUCAGAUCCUCUGCCAGAGGAACCGGCCCAAGAAGAGGAGACAUCAGAGGAUCCAGUCAUACUUACUGUACCUGUCACCGAGUCCACAGACGAGGCUGUGACCUUGGAGGAAGCAUCGGAUCCUGUUGAGGACGUCCCAGCAGCUCCAACAGAGAUCAUCACUGAGGCUGAACCUGUCACCGGUGCUGAUGGAGGAAACCAAACCGUCCCUGCUGCCGUGGAGGCUGGAAACCACAACCACAGUCACAUCCGGCUGCGUGGAGACGACUUUAUAGCUGCUGUGACACUGAUAGAAGACGAGCCCGUCGUUCUCCUGAACAGAGGGGCGGUGCUCGGAGCAGCGUUCUUCACACUCAUGUCUUUCAUCGUGGACCCUGAAGUGAAGGUGGAGCAGCUGUUUGGGGAGCAGCAGAAGCACCGAGCAGAACAGGUUUUACUGAACUGGAUCUUGGCUGAAGCAGAGUCCCCUGAAGGAGACGCUCACACGGUCAUGGCCAUCACCGGAGGGACGCUGGAGUCUCUGGAUGACAUUCCAGCUCAGGUGUGGAAAGGUCUGCCGGACUGUCUGAACCUCAGACCUUCUGCUGUGAAUCAAAGCCGUAUUGGUGUCUGGGCCACAAGAGUCAUUCCAAAAGGGAAGCGGUUCGGUCCGUUUGUUGGAGAGAAGAAGAAGAGGUCCCAGGUGACCAGUAAUGUCUACAUGUGGGAGGUGUAUUUCCCAGCGCGAGGGUGGAUGUGCGUCGACGCCACCGACCCCACGAAGGGGAACUGGCUGCGGUACGUGAACUGGGCUCGAUCCAGUGAGGAGCAGAAUCUUUUCCCGCUGGAGAUCAACAGAGCCAUCUACUACAAGGUUUUAAGGCCUAUCGGGCCGGGAGAGGAGCUGCUGGUGUGGUACACGGUGGAAGACAACCCCGAGAUAACAGCUGCACUGGAGGAAGAAAGAGCCAGCAGUCUGAGCAGGAGAAACUCACCCCGGGCGAAGCGAGGUGAGGCCUUACCUACCGCUGAUGACUUUCUACAGCUCGUCCGUGCUGUCCGUGCCGCUCACGCGUGGGGCCGAACCGAGCCCGCGACCCGUUUCCGAUUCGCUGCCCAGUCGAAGUUGUGCCAGGACGAGCUAAGCUAG
Stegastes partitus (bicolor damselfish) is the source of this 2037-nucleotide messenger RNA. The record is from RefSeq and is a predicted model, not a curated record. Lineage: Eukaryota; Metazoa; Chordata; Actinopteri; Pomacentridae.